Drosophila pseudoobscura is the source of this 2030-nucleotide messenger RNA. It is a transcript of the gene inaF-D, whose product is annotated as trp-interacting inaF-D. Bases 16 to 1131 code for a protein of 371 amino acids. The record is from RefSeq and is a predicted model, not a curated record. Lineage: Eukaryota; Metazoa; Arthropoda; Insecta; Diptera; Drosophilidae. The transcript is spliced from 2 exons.
AAAACUUCAAUCAAAAUGAACUCAAAAGUGAAUUCGCUGGAGGAGAAAGUGAAACUGCCGCCCACAGAGACAAUAAGUCGCUGCUACCAGCCGCAGCAAAGCAACCGUAAGGUCAUCCGCAUCUUGACCGUCGCCGUCUACGUCCUAUGCGUCUCGCUGGCGGCCAUCAUGCUCUCGCUCUACUACAUAUUCAUAUGGGAUCCGACCAUCCGGCCGUUUGUUACCAAGGCCAAUCAUUGCGAUAAAAUUGUGAUACCCGAGAAAAUAGCAAUUCGCCUACUAAAUUCAUCGGAAGUCACUGCGGAGCAGUUCUACAAGCACAUCCUCGAGCAGUAUCGCAUCCAUAACCACCUGCAACAGCAGCGCCAGCAGUUCCUGCAGAAACAGCACCUCCAGCUCCAACAGCUGGAGGCGAGUAACCGCUUCCAGGAGAUCUUCGCCACGGCCACCAUCAUUCAGGCGCAUCCGCAUCCCAAUCCCCGGGAGCCGCUCAAGAAGCCCCUCGUCGUCCCCUCCGCCAAUAACAGCAGCAGUGGCAGCAUCAGUGACCUUGGAGCCUUCCGCAUGGAGCCGCCUGCCCCGCAACCAUCUAACAUGGAGGAGAUGGGCAAGGGUGCAACCACUGGCCAUCAUUUUCCCAUGCUGUUGGACACCUCGCCACCGGCGGACAGCUCCGGCAUAGGACACCUAAAGCGCAAGACGCAUCGUGGCCACUACAAGCAUCAUAGGGCGCGUGCGGGCGGGUUGAAGAAGCUGCCCUCCAGCUCAGGCUUAGGUAGCAGUUCCAUUUCUAGUUCUGCCACUGCCAGCACCACGUCCGCGGGUGAGCAGCUAGCGGCCACGGCUGCGGCAACAGUUCCCCAUGGCUACAUGGACACGCCGCUGAAUCCGGCGGCCGGCACAAUCGUGCAGCAGCCACAGCUGCAACUGUACACCUCGAUGCCGAUACCUUUGAUCCUCAGCCCCAGCGAGGAGAAGCGGCCCUCGCACCACGCCCACAACCAUGCGCACGGCGAGCGUCGAGGGGGGGCGCAGGCACGCAAGAGGACCACCACCGCCUCUGUCUCCGGUUACGACUCCCAGACGUACCUCAAUCCGUUCCUCACCGGCGAGCUGAUCUUCGAGAAGUAAGCGGAGACGCUCAGACCACGUCAACUUCCUGGUUUUACUCCAUUUUUUUACACGCUUACAUAUGUACUUACACAUAUACGUAUAGGAGGGAGACACAUAUAUACAUACAUACAUAUAUCUGAAUAGUUGGCCAAUUAUUGUUCAACCUGGAGAAAUAUGGGGCUUUCGGCACUCACUACAUAACUUAGGUAGUCAACCAGCCCAGAGAGGAUGGAAAACCUAUCACAACUUCAGAUAGAUGAUACAAAGAUACAUACAUACAUAUAAAGACCCAGGCAAUACUAUAUAGAGGAUGUUAUAAUAAUGUUACGUACAGUUCAAACGAUAGUUGAAACAAUACUAGUUACGAUGUUAGUUGAUGUACCACACUAGAACCACUCACACACACCACAUACAGCGAGAGACCACACGGACACGCGCAUUAUACGGGACCCACUUCAGUAGUCGAUCGAUAUAUAUCACAGAGAUCUCACCAGCAGCGGCCAGCUCCAGCUCAAGCUCAAGCUCACCAGCAAACUCACCCCACCUAGGACACUGCUUCCAGGCAGCUAGCGAAUGCUACUCCAACUACAAUAACUAGCUAACUUUAGAGAGUACAGAGAGUACCCAGAAAAUAACAUACUACCCACAUUAAGAUACGGAGACAAAAAUAUCAUAUUGAAAUGUUAAAAAAAAACAAAAAAAAACUGCACUCAAGUCACCUCACGCGAAGCGGGUUCUGCUUUGGCACCUCCUAGGAUCGAUGGAGAUCGGUUAUAUGCAUAUAGACAAAUACAAAUACACUCCAGGAAUUAUAGUCGUUCGGCUUGAAAUACCAAAUAGCCAAUACCCAACCCUACCCCACCCAGAAGAUAGGGGUCUUAACGUGCCCAGCUCUAAGACAUAUUUGCAUACCCAAA